Messenger RNA from Acanthosepion pharaonis, 1995 nucleotides. Lineage: Eukaryota; Metazoa; Mollusca; Cephalopoda; Sepiida; Sepiidae. The record is from the annotation of a GenBank genome assembly.
AUGAAUUGUCUGUUAUUUGGCCCUAGCUGCUGGUCAGCGAUUGGAUUUUUUUGUUUGUAUCUUUUAGUGACCAGCAACUGGUGUGUCGGCCUUACCUGUGACGAAGAACAAGAGAGAACUCGUUACCGACCACAAAAUCACGAUACACUUGUUCAUUUACCCUAUGGAUCUGUAAACGGUUUCACAAUCCCUGUACACAAUAAACGUCGUUACCCUGACAGAAGGAUUAAUGUCUACUUGGGAAUACCUUACGCUAAAAGGCCUUCAUAUCCUGGCGAGUUUAGAUUCAGAGAGCCAGAGAAACCUGAGUGGAACAACAUUUGGGAUGCAACUUAUUAUAGGCCAGCGUGUCCCCAGAUUCCCUGGUAUGUACGGGAAACUGUACCAAAAUUUGGUAAAAUGGAUGAAGAUUGCCUUUAUUUAAAUGUUUUUGCACCAAAUCUAACUACAGAGAAAUUUCUUGAUCCUGAUCAUGGCCCCAAGGGAAGAGUGAUAGGAAAUCCUUCACUCUAUCCUGUUAUGGUAUUUAUUCAUGGUGGAGGAUUUGUUGCUGGAACUUCACAACAGUACCCUGGCUACUUUAUUGCAGAGCGAAAUGUUGUGGUUGUAACAAUCAAUUAUCGGCUGAAUGCUCUUGGAUUUUUAAGCACUGGAAACGCCAUUGCUGCUGGAAAUUAUGGCUUAUGGGACCAACUCUUGGCUCUUCAAUUUAUAAAAAAUAACAUAAAGUAUUUCCGUGGUGACCCUAACAAAAUCACAAUUGCUGGCCAUGAUGCAGGAGCAGCCAGUGUAGGGAUUCACCUUCUUUCCCCACAAUCUGAUAGAAUGUUUCAUUAUGCUAUUAUGAUGGGAGGUUCUGAUUGUAAUGGCUGGGCUGUCAGAUCUCCUAGCAGUGCUGCUUACUAUGCGACUAACCUGGCUCAAAAACUUGGUUGCCCUUCUAAUGACAAUCAGAGAAUGAUUAACUGCCUCAGAGAUAGGUCUGCAAUGGAAAUAGUCAAUGCUUCAGUUUGGAUACCUUUAAAAAAUGGGGAGAUUGGCAAUCCAUUUGGGCCUGUUGUUGAUGGACCUAUCAAGGGAAAUGCCAUCAGUUUCCUUGCUUAUCUACCAAGAAGACUGCGAGACCAAGGACGGUAUAAACGUUUCAAGGUUAUGGCUGGAUUGACUGUUGAUGAGGGAGCCUUUUUUAUACCGAACUAUUUCGGUCUGGAAGAUGGUAUCCAGCUUACAGAAUUUGACAAUUUGCUUUAUGAAUUUCUGGAUGAAAGGGGUGUCGUUAAUUAUGAUCAAGCAAGGGAUUCUCUAAAGUUUCAAUAUACUUAUUAUGAAGAACCAACAAAUAUAACUGGAAUCCGUAACAGAUCCAUUGACAUGAUGUCCGAUUACAUGUUUGGUGCUGGAAUUGAUGAAAUAGUCAAAUGGCACAGUAGAUACAAUGAUACUUAUCUAUAUGUAUUUGACUAUCGAUCAUGGAAUGACUACCUUCCCCCUUGGCGAGGUGUUGCCCAUGGCCAGGAACUUCAGUAUCUUUUUGGCUUCCCAUAUUUUACAAGAUGUUACCGUGAGAUGAGCGGUGUCUAUCCGCGACAGGACUACAGUUAUGGAGACCAAGAAAUAAGUGAAAUGAUGAUAACACUAUUCACAAAUUUUACAAUGCAUGGGAAUCCCACUCCUUGGCGCCACACCAUGCCAUUGUUAACUGAUAUCAUUUGGCCAGAAUUCCACCUGUAUAAUCAAAGUCACUUGCUCAUAUCCAAUCAUACAAAAGUUGAACAUGGUUUUCGACAACAAGAAUAUGAGUUCUGGACAGACUACUUCCCUACUAUUAUGAAAAAAGCUUCUCAAUGUUUUUGUGAUCAAAAGUGCAAUUCCGAGGAUUCAGCAAUGUACAAGAGAGCCACAUGGUCCUUGGUGGUGGCCAAUUGCCUUUUGAUUCUUGUCAUCCUAGGAAUGUCCAUCAUGAUGUACAGAAUCACCAGAAUUAAAGACUAUUAA